Messenger RNA from Aspergillus candidus, 795 nucleotides. RefSeq lists its product as uncharacterized. The coding region runs from base 158 to 634 and encodes 158 amino acids. Lineage: Eukaryota; Fungi; Ascomycota; Eurotiomycetes; Eurotiales; Aspergillaceae. The transcript is spliced from 2 exons. The record is from RefSeq and is a predicted model, not a curated record.
GCUACUCAUGCCUUGUCGCUGAGAAUCAAGAUAUAAAAGGCUCCAACCCUCACCUCCAUCUCUCAUCCAUCCAAUCCUCCAAAUCAAAGCACAUUGCAAACAAAGAUCCUCAUUCUUCUCUUAUACAAGAAACCCAAUUCCACCCACCAACAUCAACAUGCAGCUCAGCACUAUCAUCUUUGCGGCCACCGCCCUCAUGUCUGGUUCUGCGCUGGCAAUGCCUGGCCAGCUUUUCCAGCGCUCGUCCGUCUCCUUCUUCAACGGCGAGAAGUCCAUCGUUGCUGAAGUGGAAGAGGACCUGCUCACUGCCAGGAAUCUGCUGCAAACCAGAACUGAGGGUGACAUUGAUUGCAAGGGCUCUGCCUUCUGCGAGCGGCUGGGGUCCAGCUGCGACGACGCCUACCGUAAGAUUGUUCCUGGCAACACUUACAGUGCCUAUCUUGAUGAUUCCGACACUGGUACGUGCAGCGGUACUUGUGGCAUCUUUGUUAGCGGUGACCGUUGCUCUGCUACGGGCCAGGAGCUGAAGGAUGCCUACGAUGACAUCCGAAGCAAGGGCUCCUGCACCCACUGUGGACGGAAAGAGAUGAAGGAUGGAUGCUUAAUCAAGAUUGACCGUGUGACCGGAUGUUAAGUUAUAGUAUCGAGAAGCUGGCUGCUUGUCUCGGUCAGGGGAUAUUGUUUGUUGAAGAGUUUGGGACUCGUUUGUUUUUGUAUACAUGUGGUUCUUGUGAAUAAGCAACUUUGCUUAUAGAGAAUUCGUCUGUGGGCUGAAUUUUUUGUGCACCUGUUUUA